CAUAUAAUCACCUCGUACCUAGUCGUUCACGCACUUUGUUCGUGUUUGGUCGCGCAGAAUUAAAAUUUAAAUGACAUAUUGUUAAAAUACAACUAUAAUAUAUAUUUUUUAAGAAUUCUGCGAUUUAGUACUAUCACGGUAAUGAAAAGUGAAUUUAUCGUCCUCUGCAUUGUGGAUUACUAUACAAAUAAUUGUUUCGUUGUGUGAAACCUCAAUUUAAAAAAAAAAGAAAUAUACAUAAGUAAAUGUAAAUUUGUUAUAUACAUUAAAUAAACAGCUGUUCAAUGACUUUUAUACAAACGACAAAUAAUCAAGUGUGUCAUACUGAUUAAAAAAUAACCACAAGAAAACUUAUUAAAAUUUAAUUAUUAUUUAAAAUUAAUUGAAAAUAUUUAAUUAUUUCUAAUUAUUUCGUGAAAAAAUUUAAUUUUAGAAUUAAAUUUCGAGUAAAAUAAUAUAUGUUUUUUUUAUGUGACAGAACAUAAGAUAAAUAUUUAAGGUGAUGAGAGUAGUUUGCAAAAUAUUUGCACAUACAAAUGAAUUAAGUUAAUAAAUUAUAACAAACCAUGGUCGAUUUUUAUUCACGGAAAAUAAAAAAUUUCAGUUAGAAAAAAUUUAAAUAAAUUUUGAUAUACCUUUUUAAAAUUUAUACAAAUAUAGUAAAUCUAGGGCAUCUAUUGUUCUCAAUACGCUAAAUUUUACAGAUUUGGGGAGCCCCUACGAGGGGCCUCCCAGCACACCUAAUUCUGGAAUGGAUGGUUCUGAUACUCCCCACACCCCAAAAUUUUUAGAUAGCGGGGUUUCAACUACUAUACCUGGAAAAUCUGCUUUUGUGGAAUUACAGCAACACAGUUAUGGUGCCAUACGUAGUGGAUAUCAUAAUUUUGGAACUCAAGGUGGACAAGACUCAAGCUUUCCAAGUCCUAGGCCAGCAUUAGGAUAUCCCUUUCCACCGAUACAUCAAAACUCUUAUUCAGGUUAUCAUUUAAGUACUUAUACUCCACAAUGUCCUAGCCCGCCCAAAGAUGAUAAAAGUGAUGACACGAGUUUAAGAAUUAAUGGCAAAGGAAAAAAAAUGCGGAAACCAAGAACAAUAUACAGCUCUUUGCAGUUACAGCAAUUGAAUCGAAGAUUUCAGAGAACGCAAUAUUUAGCUUUGCCUGAAAGAGCUGAAUUAGCUGCUAGUCUAGGUUUAACACAAACUCAGGUUAAAAUAUGGUUCCAAAAUCGUAGAUCGAAGUACAAAAAAAUGAUGAAGGCAGCACAAGCUCCCGGCGCAAGUGGUAUGUCGUUAGCCGUUCAAAACGCAACUUCUCAAAGUCCAAACCAAAACUUAAAUUCUGGAAACAAUUGUGGUUCUAAUAGUGGCUCUCCAUCACACUUUCUACCUCCUGGACACAGUCCAACGCCAUCUAGCACACCGGUAUCAGAACUUUCUCCUGAAUUCCCGCCAACCGGUUUAAGUCCACCUGCGCAACCUCCGUGGGAUCAGAAGCCCCAUUGGAUUGAGCACAAGCCACAGAUUGCUUCUCAAACGCCUUCACAUCACUUACACUCCCAACCACACCACGCCUCUCAACAAAUGGGCGGAUAUGUACCUCAAUAUUGGUACCAACCCGAAACAAAUCCAUCGCUCUUGACGUAG
Molecule: messenger RNA, 1645 nt
Organism: Condylostylus longicornis
Lineage: Eukaryota; Metazoa; Arthropoda; Insecta; Diptera; Dolichopodidae
Gene: Dll
Product: homeotic protein distal-less
Exons: 6
Coding region: 752-1645 (297 amino acids)
Biological process (GO): regulation of transcription by RNA polymerase II
Molecular function (GO): RNA polymerase II cis-regulatory region sequence-specific DNA binding; DNA-binding transcription factor activity, RNA polymerase II-specific
Source: RefSeq, a predicted model, not a curated record